GGAUGGGUACUUUUGCCAUAGACACCAUGAGUCUGUAUGCACUGCUUUUCCAGCGAGACAGCUCGUUCAUCCAGCAUGUGUUGCGCAACCAAUCUCUUGCUCACACUCAUAUGUAUAAGCAUCUUUUCAUUCUUUGCAAGUGGUGCAGUACAAAACCAGCAUGAGCAUGCCCAUGGUGGCGGCUGCAUCCCCGCUGACAGGGCCGCCUUGCUCUCCUUCAAAAAGGGCAUUACAAGCGACAACGCCAACCGCCUCGCCUCGUGGCACGGACUGGACUGCUGCCGGUGGAGAGGCAUCAGUUGCAGCAACCGAACUGGCCAUGUCAUCAAGCUUCAUCUUCACAAUCCGGAUGUGACGUUCGACCCCACUGGGUUCUAUGAUGCAUAUGAAGAUGCCAAUGCUUUGUUCGGCGAGAUAAGUCCCUCUCUACUUUCCUUGAAGCAUCUAGAGCACCUGGACCUUAGCAUGAACUGUUUACUAGGGCCAAAUAACCAAGUUCCUCAUUUACUGGGCUCCAUGGGGAACUUGAGAUACCUUAACCUCUCUGGCAUACCAUUCAACGGUAGAGUGCCUUCUCAGCUUGGUAAUCUGUCUAAGUUGCAGUAUCUUGACCUUGGCCAAACUGGUGAAUAUUCAUAUUCAGAUGUGUACUCAACAGACAUCACCUGGUUAAGAAAGCUAUCUUUCCUGAAGUUCCUUAGCAUGAGGGGAAUAACACUAAAAGGGAUAGCUGACUGGCCUCAUACCCUGAAUAUGGUUCCAUCUCUGAGGAUUAUUGAUCUUUCUGCUUGUUCACUUGAUAGUGCAAACCAAUCACUUCCGCACCUUAAUCUCACAAAACUUGAGAAGCUUGACCUCUCCUGGAAUUACUUUGAGCACUCACUUGGAUCUUGCUGGUUUUGGAAAGCCACAAGCCUCAACUACCUCGAUCUUGGGUGGAACUUACUAUUCGGCAAGUUCCCUGACACACUAGAAAACAUGACGUCCCUUCAAGUCCUUGAUGUUUCACAUAAUUGGAACGUGGACUUGAUGAUGACAGGAAAACUUAAGACUCCUUGCAGUUUGGAAAUCAUUGACCUCUCUGAUAUUUGCAUGAACGGAGUCUUUCAGGUGUUGCUGGAGAGUUUGCCGCAAUGCACAUGGAAAAAAUUGAAGGAGUUGGAUUUAAGUUCCAACAAUAUCACUGGAACUCUGCCAAACUUUAUCAGUGACUUCAUGAGGUUGAGCAUACUAAGCCUCUCCAUAAACAACCUUGUUGGACCUAUACCACCACAGAUUGGGAAUUUGACAUGUCUGACUUCUUUAGACCUCUCCAACAAUCACCUCAAUGGAAAUAUACCACCUGAACUCGGUGCCCUUACCACUUUGACUUAUUUGGACAUAAGUAUUAACGACCUCACCGGGUGUAUACCACCCGAGCUUGGGAAUUUGAGGUUUUUGACCACUCUUUACCUCCGGGCCAACAAAAUUGCUGGACCUGUACCACCACAUCUUGGAAAUUUGACCUAUCUAACCUACCUUGAGCUCAGCUACAAUCACCUCACCGGAAGUAUACCAGCUGAGCUUGGGAAUUUGAUGUAUUUGACUGCACUUGACCUCUCGAAUAACAACAUCACUGCUCCUAUACCACCAGAGCUUAUGCAUUCAACUAGCCUAGCCUAUCUAGACCUCUCCAACAAUCAUCUCAAUGGAAGUGUACCCACUGAAAUAGGUUCUCUUAUUAAUCUGAUCUAUCUGGACCUAAGGAACAAUAGAUUUAUUGGUGUAAUCACGGAAGAACACUUUGCAAAUCUAACAAGUUUAAACAAAAUAGACUUGUCUUCCAACAAUUUGAAGAUUGUACUGAAUUCAGAUUGGUGCCCUCCCUUUACGUUGGACUUUGCAUGGUUUCGAUCUUGCCAGAUUGGUCCUCUUUUUCCACCUUGGCUUCAACGGCUGAAAACCAAUGCACUUGACAUUUCAAGCAACGCUCUUAAGGGCGAGAUUCCUGAUUGGUUUUGGCCUGCAUUUUCAAAUGCCACAUAUAUGGACAUCUCUAACAACCAAAUAAGUGGCAGCUUGCCAACACAUCUGGAUGGCAUGGCUUUCGAUCAGCUCUAUCUCAGUUCCAACCGGCUUACUGGACCAAUACCUACUUUGCCAAUAAAUAUCACCCUAUUAGACAUCUCCAACAAUACAUUUUCAGAAACAAUACCAUCAAACCUUGAAGCCUCACAACUUGAAGUAUUGUGUAUGCAUUCAAAUCAAAUUGGUGGCUACAUUCCAGAAUCCAUUUGCAAAUUGGAACAACUAAAGUAUCUGGAUUUGUCGAACAAUAAUUUGGAGGGUGGAAUUCCUCAAUGUCCUGACAUCCACAAUAUAGAAUAUCUAAUACUCAGCAACAACAGUUUAUCAGGAAAAAUUCCAGCACUUUUAGAGAACAACACACGUCUGCAGUUUUUGGAUCUGGCAUGGAAUAACUUCUCUGGAAGAUUGCCUACAUGGAUAUGGAAGCUGGCCAAUUUACGUUUUCUCAUACUGAGCCACAAUAAAUUUUCUGAUAGUAUUCCAGUCGACGUAACAAAGCUUGUGCGCCUUCAAUACUUGGAUUUAUCAGGCAAUAGGUUCUUUGGUGCAAUACCUUGUCAUCUGUCGAACCUAACAUUUAGGAGAACAUUACAAGAGGAAUACAUGGAUACGUAUGAUCUUCUCCUACAUGAUCCCAGUGAAUUUGCGAUCGGAAUUGGGCCUCAAGAACUAGGACAAAUAUUGUCAGUAAAUACAAAAGGCCAGCAUCUUAUAUAUCACAGGACACUUGAAUAUUUUGUGGGCAUUGAUUUAUCAUGCAACUCCUUGACUGGUGAAAUUCCUACAGACAUCACUUCACUUGAUGCACUAGUGAAUUUGAAUUUAUCAUCAAACCAGUUGAGUGGACAAAUUCCAAACAUGAUUGGCGCCAUGCAGUCAUUAGAAUCACUCGACCUCUCUCAGAAUAAGCUUUCUGGUGAAAUCCCAUCGAGCUUGUCAAAUCUGACAUCUCUGAGCUACCUGGACCUGUCCUACAACAGUUUGUCUGGCAGGAUACCCUCUGGCCCCCAACUUGACACCCUCAGUGCUGAAAACCAGUCACUUAUGUACAUCGGCAACAGUGGACUUUGUGGGCCUCCUGUGCACAAGAAUUGUUCAGGAAAUGAUCCUUCCAUCCGUGGCGAUCUCGAAAGCAGCAAGGCAGAAUUUGAGCCAUUGACCUUUUAUUUUGGUCUUGUGCUGGGAUUUGUGGUGGGGCUUUGGAUGGUGUUUUGUGCACUGCUGUUCAAGAAGACAUGGAGAAUUGCUUGUUUCCGGCUCUUCGACGAGGUGUACGAUCAAGUCUAUGUAUUUGUGGUUGUGAAGUGGGCAAGCUUCGCAAAGAAAAUAGAUGAAGACUAACCAAUUUCUCUUAAGGAGGUAGUGUUUGUACUGCAACGUAUUGAAUGAGAGCUCUGGACUAUUAACCAGGGUGUGGAAAACCUCCAGCAACAUAUGUUAUAUCGUGCGCCUUGUUUGUACCCUCUAAAUAAGAUGAAGAUGUCUAGUUGUUGUGACGCAUUUAUGACUUUACUAUUGUCGAACUAUUGUGGUAAAUGUAAGACCUCAGAAUUGUUUAGUUAUUCAGAUACAUGUAGGACCUUACUAUUCUUCUGGGUUGUAAUAAUCAUGGGGGUCUUCCCCUGAAUAAUUUCAACACUUUUCUGUUGUA
This is a messenger RNA of Triticum urartu, 3718 nucleotides long. RefSeq lists its product as uncharacterized. The record is from RefSeq and is a predicted model, not a curated record. NCBI's taxonomy places the organism in Eukaryota, Viridiplantae, Streptophyta, Magnoliopsida, Poales, Poaceae. Gene Ontology annotation, molecular function: protein binding.